This is a messenger RNA of Paramecium pentaurelia, 1039 nucleotides long. NCBI's taxonomy places the organism in Eukaryota, Ciliophora, Oligohymenophorea, Peniculida, Parameciidae. The record is from the annotation of a GenBank genome assembly.
AUGUAUUUAUCAAAACCUUUAUCUCAUUACUUUGCCCUUCAAUAUCCAACAUUACCAGAAUUACCUUAAAGAGAGUUCCCAAAGUUAAUAUAUGAUUCAAGAUAUGAAAUAGAAGAUAAAUAUUAUAGAAACUAAAUCUAAAAUCAAUAAUAAUAAGAUUUGGCUUAAUCUCAACAAGAAUAUCAAAAAUUGGAUAGAACUUUAAACAAAUACAAUCAAUUUAAAUAAGAUUCUGAUAAUAUGAAUUCAACAUAUGACAAUAAAUAAAAGAACAAUUAAUAAUAAGAACCAACUAUUUCAGAAAAAUACAAUUAAAUCACAGAUUAGGAUAUUAGAUUCGUUUCUUAUGUAUUUUAAGAAGAAAUCUAAUUUAGAAAAGAAUUUGUGCAAAUCAAUAAAAAACUAAAACAACUUAAAACAAAUUUAUUAUAAUUAUUUUUUGCAUUUACAUCUGAUAAUCAUUAUGUAAUAAUUUAUUUAAAUUAUUAGAAAAUAGAAAAGUUUAAAUUUUUAGAAGUAUUGUAAUCAUAUCAAGAUGAUAUCAAAAUUUGUGAUUUAGAAUUAUUAUUCAAUUACUUAAAUAAUUGGAAACGUUCUUAAUCAAUUACUUAUGGAUAAUUUCUAUAAUUAAUUAUUCCUUAUGUAAAAUAUGAAGAAAUGCCAGAUCCUGGUGAUUUAAAAUAUCAAUAAGAUCAUCCUACAUAAGAAUAAAUGGAAAUAUUUUGUAGAUUAAUAUAAAUGAAAUUGUAAAUGAUGUCUACACUUGAAUACUAUAGAUAAAAGAUUGAUAAAUCUCUUAUUAAUUUAGUUUAGAUUUUUGAAUUUAUAGAUUAAGACAGAGAUGGAUGGAUUAAAGCAUUUGAAAUCACUAAAUUGUUAUGUAAUAAAUUAAAAUUAUCAAUAUCUAGAGUAAUUUGGUUAUUUGGUGACAAUUGAAGAGGCUUCACUUGUAUUACAAGAUAUUGAUGAAAGAGGAUAAAUUAAUAUUAAUUAAUUUGUAUACUAUUACAAACCAAAAUCUUUGGCUAUAUAUUUAUGA